AUGCAGGGUUACAGUCACAGUGUCCAUGACACGGUCCACACUCAUUUGGCAUAUGGAAGGCUGGCCAGUCACAGUGAGAAGGAGAAGCCUUUCUUAAGCGUCAGGACUCUGGGUUGCCUCAAUGUUGGCCUUAGCUUCCGCGACCUAGAGAUUGGCGCGGUGCUGGUGUCCGAGGAAACUGCCAGGCAGAACUAUGCAGAUCUGGUGUACAGUGUGAGUCGCUCAUCUGAAGCCUCUAGCCAGGGCAAAAGUGGAGCUGAUGCGAAAGUCCAGGAGUCUAAGGACAUUGUGGUAACAUCUGAAGAUGGAAUCACGGAGAUCACGUUCAAUCGGCCCUCCAAAAAGAAUGCCAUAACUUUCCAGAUGUAUCAGGAGAUUAUGCUUGCACUUAAAAAUGCUAGCAGGGAUAACUCAACAAUAACUGUUUUCACAGGAGCUGGUGACUAUUACUGUAGUGGGAAUGACCUAAAUAACUUGAUUAAUGCUACUGGUGAAAUCCAGGAGUUAGCUAUAAAGUGUGCUAUGGCACUGAGGGCACUUGUAAGCGGUUUUAUAGACUUUCCCAAACCUCUGGUAGCAGUAGUAAAUGGCCCAGCUAUAGGACCCGCCGUCACCCUUCUGGGACUAUUUGAUGCUGUCUACGCAUCUGACAAGGCAGCUGAGAUGCUUCUCUUUGGGAAGAAGCUCACAGCAAAAGAAGCCUGUGCUCAAGGCUUCGUCACUGAAGUUUUUCCUGACAGCACUUUUGAGAAAAAAAUCUGGACCAGGCUGAAAGCAUAUGCGAAGCUCUCACCAAAUAGCAUGAAAAUUUCCAAAGAGUUAAUGAGAAAAAAUGAGAAGCAAAAGCUACACGCUGUUAACGCUGAAGAGAGCACUAUCAUCCAAGAAAGGCUGACAUCAGAAGAACGCUCGAACGCACUCUUGAAGUUUGUAUCCAGGAAAGUAAAACUGUGAAGUCCACCGCAGCAGCUAGACCUCUCAGAGGAAGGGUGUGCCGUGAGCUCUCGUUUUGGGAACUUGAACAACACGGAU
Messenger RNA from Chionomys nivalis (European snow vole), 1032 nucleotides. RefSeq names its product enoyl-CoA delta isomerase 2-like. Lineage: Eukaryota; Metazoa; Chordata; Mammalia; Rodentia; Cricetidae. The transcript has 8 exons. The record is from RefSeq and is a predicted model, not a curated record. Bases 1 to 954 code for a protein of 317 amino acids.